Messenger RNA from Oryzias melastigma (Indian medaka), 2109 nucleotides. RefSeq names its product zona pellucida protein C (gene zpcx). Gene Ontology annotation, molecular function: acrosin binding. The transcript is spliced from 9 exons. NCBI's taxonomy places the organism in Eukaryota, Metazoa, Chordata, Actinopteri, Beloniformes, Adrianichthyidae. The coding region runs from base 47 to 2047 and encodes 666 amino acids. Gene Ontology annotation, cellular component: extracellular matrix. The record is from RefSeq and is a predicted model, not a curated record. Gene Ontology annotation, biological process: egg coat formation; binding of sperm to zona pellucida; positive regulation of acrosome reaction.
UAUCAGAAGCUGAGCUGCAGUUGUUGGCUUGUUUUGAGCCCUCACAAUGGGGUCGCUGCAGUUAUUUCUUGGCAUGUUCUUCUGCCACAUCAUUUCUGCUGAGUCUCACUUGAGAUACGAUGAUGAUUCCGUGGUGUUCCGGGAUUUUGGAGGGGUUUUAGAGAAUGAGUUGUUCCCCCCCUUUGAUAGGGACUUUGAACUUCUGCCAUUCAAUGACAUCUUUGGCUCCUGGAGAAACUGGCCACCUGCCUUUCACAUGGAUCCUGGUUUCCCUCCGUUCAUGAAUGCUCCUAGAGUCCAGGUGUCAUGUGAUGAGCAUAAAUUGACAGUUGUGGUGGACAAAAAAACCUUUGGCCUCGCGCUGACUGCAGAGGAUGUGCAGCUGGGUGACAACUGUCGCAGCAAUACAGAGCUACCUGACCAGUUAGUUUUUUCCUACCAGUUAGAUGAAUGUGGGACUAAAUCUGUGUUGCAGAAUGGUGUGAAGGGCUUUACAAACUUCAUAAACCUGACUCCUAAGAAGGCUCUCUCCCCCUGGUGGCAAGCUCCCCUCACAGUUCAGCUUACCUGCUUCCCCAGAAGGUUUUAUAGUAAACCAAGUGUUACCCUAGCACCACCUCUUCCUAUGAAGAGCUUCAACAUUCAAGCCAUGGAUUCAUCCUGGACCAAACCAGUGGAAUCAAACUCUUACAAAAGAGGCCAGGUCAUGAACCUCCAAGUAUCUGCAGAAACAAGGCCCAAUCAGCAACUCUUCAUCCACUCCUGCUUCUCGUCUGCAUCCCCUGAGCCCCAGACAAAACCUAGACAUGCUGUCCUACUGAACAAAGGGUGCUCAUCCUCAUUGGGUUCUCCGCACCCUGUUGCAUGGUUUACAGGUUCUAAUGCAGCAAAUGUGGUCAACUUUGCACUCAAUACGUCUCAUCUUACUUCAGAGCUAUACAUCCACUGCAGUGUCAUCAUCUCUGACCAGGGUGUCACCUCUAUUUCUAAAUCCUGCAACUAUGAUGCCACUCAAUCCAAAUGGGUGGAGCUUAAUGGAGAUGUGGAUGUCUGUGCCUGCUGUAGUUCAAAGUGUAAAAGCUCUUCAGUCAAGAUCCACUCUGGCAAUAAAGCAAUUGUCAGCACUGGUCUGCUUCUUGUGGAUGACGAUGUAAAAGCCAAUGCACCUUUGGACUCUGAACCUCAAGCUUCAAGCACACUACUUGCCAGGUCAAACUCUCCUGUUGAAGCUGACGGCACAGUGUCUGACUCUCUCUUUCUGCAAAGGGAGCUCCCAUCAUCCCAACAAGGGGUUGUUGUAGUGAGUCAAGAUCCAACUUCCAGACUAACACUAUGGCUACCCGGACAGGCAGAUGCUGAAUAUGGCAAAGACAUGACCACUUGGUCUGAAGAUGGGUUUUCAGUUCGGUUGUCACCAAAUGGAAACUACCUAGAUAUGAAGCCACCAACUGCUAGUCCAAUGCUGCCAUCUCAAAGUGAAGAUGCUGAUCCCACAAUGAGAGGGUCUCAAGGUGGCAAAUCAUGGGAUAUGAAUAUCCAUACAAUGGAUGUCUGGCCAAUUCCUCGACCUGAAACUACAGAAGGUUUGCAAGAAGGAUUUGAAAAAUCAACAAGCUCAGAAGUGAAGACCGACUUGCCAAAUGAGAUUAGCAUCAAUCUCUUGUUACUGGAGCAUCCUAAGACGAUCCCUAAAAUCCUGGAGGAUGUUGCAGAGGAGCCCCUGAAAAAGCAAUUGCCAGAUCAAACUGAUGGAAAAGACGCUAACAAGAGUGAACUCUCCUCUGAGGAAGAGGAACCAUCUGGGGUGAAUGUGGAUGACAUGGUGACUGAAGAUGUUCAGCAGCCUAUAAUUCAUUCUAAGCUGGAAUUCUCCAAAGGGGCAGAUGGUUCACAGAAGUUGAGUUAUGAGGAAGAGUUGAAUCAAACUGAGACUAAACUAGUGCAGAGAAGAGCUGCUGGGGAGGAGAAGACGGGAAGAGUGCCCAGGCUGAAGGGACUGCGCUCAACUUUUAUGUACUUGAUGAGGAAGAUGAAUGGAGAAAAAUAAAUGCACCUUCAAGAAAUGUUUAAAUAAACUUACUGCAACAAAAGUUUUUAAGAUCUAAACCU